Messenger RNA from Myripristis murdjan (pinecone soldierfish), 5529 nucleotides. RefSeq names its product probable G-protein coupled receptor 21. The record is from RefSeq and is a predicted model, not a curated record. The coding region runs from base 996 to 2249 and encodes 417 amino acids. NCBI's taxonomy places the organism in Eukaryota, Metazoa, Chordata, Actinopteri, Holocentriformes, Holocentridae. Gene Ontology annotation, molecular function: G protein-coupled receptor activity. Gene Ontology annotation, cellular component: membrane. The transcript has a single exon. Gene Ontology annotation, biological process: G protein-coupled receptor signaling pathway.
CAGAAAAAGAGGAUAAAAAGGGGGGUUCUCCCAGCAAAGGUAUGCACGCCUCCCUCAUCUCCACUCCAGACAUUGUUGCUUCUUCUCUGGAUACACACAGCGGCUGAGGCGUGUUUGUGUUAUGCACGCGUGCUUCCAAAACAUCAGUCAGCCUCCGCACUGCCUUCAUCCUCUCAGCUCAGGCUAGCCUGCUGCGCUCCCACCUUGAAGGACCAGACAGAAACUGUGACAAGAACAAGGGGACGAGUGGUGAAGAGAGCAUAAAAGGAACAGUAAGAAAGGAGAGGAGAAAGAAGAGGAAACUGAAAGGACCAGCGAAAGGCAGGACAGAGCGGGAUUAAGGGGACAGAAUAAAAAGGAAAGGAUAUCCUUAGUAUCUCUCUGCCACAGUUUGUGUGCGGCACGUUGCCCAAUAAUGUCUUUUCACUGGAAGCUGCUGUGGUGACUCUGUGGACUAUAGACAGAUCAGAGAGACUUCUCAGUUUGUGCUUUCUGCAGCUGCAGCAGAUGUUGGAGUCAUCCCUGACUUUAUAGGGAGCUCAGGACAGAGGCAUUUUAAACACAGAUUGGACUGGAAUUUCUUUUAAGCAAAUAGAUUUACAUUUGCUUCAUUUUUUUGUGACUUUUGAAUAAGAGACUGUCAUGUUGGGCAUUUUACCGUACCGGGAAUAGGAAGAAGAGGACAACAGGGGUUUCUCAUGUGUGUAUAUCUGUUUGUGGGUGUAUGUUCACUGUUAAUUUUUAACUCCGUGUGAAAGCACAUCUGCUGCCGUGAGGACUUCCCUGAGGAACUCUCCCACCUUUUUUCUGUCCACUUUUAUUCCUCCUGCCUGUGAGAUGGCAGAGGUCACCAACCUCACUGUGGAACCCCAACAUGGAGAUUUUCAUUUGGACUGAAAUCAUAUAGUCCCAUAGCCUGCCCACUAACCAAGAAAAUUGUCCUUGUAUUGCCCUUAACCCUUGCAGGGCCUCACGGACACAUACACCCACCCAAAAUGAUGAACUCUACCCCGGACCCAUUAAACCUGAGCACUGCUGACAUUCACCCCCAAAACGUCUCUGCUCCCUUCUGCCUGCUGGAGAUAGGCUAUACCCACAUCUUCAACACCUGCCUUCUGGAAGUCUCUAUCAUACUUCUCCUUACUGUGCUCAUUAUUUCUGGCAACCUGGUGGUAAUCUUUGUGUUCCACUGUGCCCCUUUGCUUAGCCAGCACACCACGAGUGCUUUCAUCCAGACGAUGGCCUAUGCUGAUCUCCUGGUGGGGGUGAGCUGCCUCUUCCCUUCCCUGUCCCUCCUUCAUCACCUCCAGGGCCUCGACCCCAAACUCACUUGCCAGGUGUUUGGCUACAUGGUAUCCGUGUUGAAGUCAGUUUCCAUGGUAUCUUUGGCGUGUGUGAGUGUAGACCGCUACAUUGCCAUCACACGACCUCUCAACUACACGUCCCUAGUGACACCUUGCCGCGUGCGCUGCUGCAUCGCUCUUAUAUGGUUGUACUCUGCCCUGGUGUUUUUGCCAUCCUUUCUUGGCUGGGGGAAGCCGGGUUACCAUGGUGAUGUUGUAGAGUGGUGCGCAGGUGAGUGGAGGACACGUCCGGCAUUCACAACAUUUAUUGUGGCAUUGCUCUAUGCCCCCGCUGCGCUCACUGUCUGCUUCACCUACGCCAAUAUCUUCAAGAUCUGCCGACAGCACACGCGGGAGAUCAGCGAGCGCCAUGCGCGCUACAGACCUCAACAACUGCAGGGGCCCGGAGUGGCAGUGGGAUCAGUGGCUGUGGUCAAGGACAGCUGUGGGCUAGAGCAAGGCCAGUUGCCUCCCUUGUCACAAUCACAAAAAUCCCAGCAGCACCAAUCACAGCAUCAGCAGCCACCGGCAUCAUACCCAGACAAACGGUAUGCUAUGGUGCUGUUCCGUAUCACCAGCGUAUUUUAUAUCUUAUGGCUGCCCUACAUCCUCUACUUCCUGUUAGAGAGUGGAGGGAUCUACCAUCACUCGGCAGCUUCCUUCCUUACCACAUGGCUGGCGAUCAGCAACAGCUUUUGCAACUGUCUCAUCUAUAGUCUCUCCAACUCUGCCUUCCGCAAAGGGCUCAAACGCCUCUGCUCCUUCUGUCUGCAGCGCAGUGGCAGAGGUUUUGGCCUUAGGAACACCAAAAAGGCUUUCUUUGAGCCUGCUGAGCAGGGUUAUGGGGGAUCUGGGUACGGCUAUGGGCAUGGGGAAAUAAGAAUUGGUAAAACAUGCCAUGUGUAGGCAUUUGAUGUUUUUAGAAGUUGCUUGAUGUACUUGCUAGUGUAUAUCUCCCUUGUUAAGAUUAAACAUGACACAAGAGAGAUGGAAGGGGGGAUAGAUCUGCCACUGCUGUUUCUAUCCAGUUUGGAUGUUGCAGAGGCAAUCCUCCCUGCACAGGCACAGCUGGCACUCAAAAGACAGAGAGACAGAGGAAUCAAGGAGGAAUCAAAGGGUACUAAAUAGCCCCAGAAGGUGUUUGAAUGAUUAAGGAAACUUGUGUCCACCAGAAACCAGCAUAAACAGACAGGACUGAUGAAAGAGAGGGCUUGGAACCGAGGUGGGGAAGUUUUUAAAGAUCUGUGGACUACUGAUAAUCUGCCUGAAGUUGGACUGAAUUUUUGUUGUAUUGGUUUUAUGGGACGUGAAUCCGUAAUUUAUUUUGCCAAAAAAUACAAAAUGUGAGAACACAGUAUUGAUGUUUUUAAGAAAACUAUGUUCUGAAAAAGUAGUAUGUGCAGUAUGUGAAACAUUGUGACCUUUGUGUAUGGCCAAAAUAGGGCAGUAUGUGUUGAAUGCAAAAAAAAAAAAAAAAGAAAGAAAGAAAGAGAAAGAAAAAAGAACAAGAAACAAAUGCAAAACGCAAUGUGUUUUUUCAAAAAAGACCAACAGUUGACUGCUGCUUGUAUUUUAGUGGUAGUGCUGAGGCGAGUUAUAAAGAACAAGCUCUCAAAAUUUGUCUUAUGUGCCCCUACCCAUUGGGUGUUUUAAAUACUCAAAGUGAUGCAAUAGUGUGUGUGUGUUUUUGUGAAUGUUUCUGUCUUAGUUAUACUUAGUAGAUUGAUUGAUUGAUUGGCAGGUUUAUUGAUUGUGCUUAGUCAAUCAAAGAUCAAUUUAAAGACAAAUCUAGCACUAAUACACAUGCCAUUUUGUGGGUUGUCUGCAUUGACUAAAUUAAAUAUGGUUUGGCUGCAUUAAGACACCUGUUUAUGAACUUCAGAUUAUUUAUUGAUCCAUGUUUUUACUGGACUGUUUCUUUACUUAUUAAGUAGUGGGUUGACAGAUUGAUCCUGUUUGUAAAAUAUGAGCCAUAUGAUCUUAUCUGGCUUUAGUGUACGACUGUUAAACUGACAAAAAGCCACAGUAGUUUUUGAUAGAGUUACAUCUGUCAAAUUAAAUCUCCCAGCUUUGUCAAUAUGACAUUCUCGUUGUUUUGUAACGGAAUAAAUUUAUUAUGUAACUACAGUGAUUAUGUAGCUGAAUCAUAGACAAAAGCAAGAUAAAGAAUGUUUGUUUUUUAAUUUUUUAAUUUUUUUUUUUUUACAUUUAUGUUUUAUAAAUCAGUUUCAGCUGAUUUAUCACAGUGUCUUGACCCAGGUAAAGAUAUUAGAGAUUAAUAAUGACUGACCCUUGAACUUUUAACAGUGACCUUUGUCUUUGAAACUGGCUGAGAGUAAAAAGAAACAAAAGCCAUGAGCAUCUUAUUUUGAAAAUUUGAUAUUUGUGUGACCCAUUAAUUAUCUUGUUAGUUGCCUAUAUGCUGUAUUUUUGAUUGCAUAACUUCAGUCGGGGACUAGUGCGCGUGUACACACACACAGACACAUACACACACACACACACACACACGCACACACAGAGGAGGAGCACAUGCAUACAGAGAGGACAAUUAGUUCAUUUUUUGUGGUGCUUGCACAGUAACCUCUGCACAGCGCCAUGAAGAGGGAUUGCCCUCCUCAUCUCUGGGAGUGGCUCUGGCGUGUGUGUCUAUGUGCGUGAAUAUAUUGUUGUCUAUUUCUGUCAUCUUGUCCCCACAUUUUGUUUUCCUCAUCCCCAUCACUUUAGAUCCCUGUGUACUGUGCAUAUAAUGUAACUCAGAGGUUGGAAAAUGAUGAUUUCUGUUGUGAAUGACUCUUAACAGGAUAGGCUUUGUUCUCCUGUUAUGGCCUCUGAUCACUGGGAGGUGCAGAUACACUAGCUUUAUUUAUCUAGUCUACCAAAGAAAAUCAGCUAUAUUUUUGGGUUAUGAUCAUUUUUUCUAAAUAUAUAAUAGGCAGUGGUUUAGUAGUUAGGUGAUAUUGUAAGGGAGAGAUUUACACCCAGCUGAUAAAUGUUCACUGUAUUGUUCGGAUAUAGCGGCGCCCAGCAUGCAUGAAUAUGACUGUUUUUCACAGCAGACAGAUGUACUGCAUUGUUGCCUUGAUGUAUGCAGAAAAAUGACAGUGAUUUGUUUGGAGAGUGUUGUCCAUUUUUAUAAGUAGGCAAAGCCUAAUUAUAAAGACAAAAAGUGAUAUAAAGUAAUAGACAUGCAUUAUAGAUAUGCAUCUAUAUUUGCAAUGGAAGUUGCAUACAAUGCUAAUCUGGCAAUCUUAUGCAUGUGAAGAAAUGAAAAUGUGUACUUGGUCAGCCUCUGUCAUUUUAUUUUACAUACAGUAGGGGAUAAUCCAGUCUUUUUUUAUUGUCUGUUGAGGAGAAUGUGCAGAAAAUCUUAAUUAUCAUCAUAAUUCACCCAUUUUUUAGAAGUUUGGGAUCUGCAUUCAGUGUUCGCCUGUUCUGUAAAUAUGUAACUGAAGGCCAGAUGGAGCAAACACUUGAAUCAGAGAAUUAUAUUGUGUGUUUGUUUGAGUGUGUGCAUACUUUGAUCCGUGUGUGCACACUUGUGUAUGAACAGGUGUGCCUGCAUGAGUGUGGGUAGGCGACCAUGGGCUGAAUUGGACUGUUGCUGGUGUUCAGGCAUGCAUAUUGCUAGAGCUGACACCUUUUUAUUGCUUUAUUAUCUUUACGACUCCCAGACUGUUAUGUCUUCAGGUGUGUUGAUGGAUGCACAAGGUGUCAGGUGUUUUUUUGUGUAAUACAGAAACUCUGAUCUUAUGUCAGCUAAAUUUUUGGGGGGCAUCUGAUGUCUGUUAAGCAUUGCCAAAUAUUAGAAACCUCCUUAGGUCUGUCUACUUUAGCUCUACUACCUGAAGAAUACUCAGUGUACAGUAAUGUGAUGGCCUGUUGAAUGUUGAAUUGUCAAGCUAUCCCAAAAAUAUUUUUGCAAUGUUUUACUGUUCCUGUUUUUUUGACUUAUCCAUUGGGAAUUGAUCAGUGUUGUGGACUGCAGAUAGUUUUAGCUUCAUAGUUACAUACUGAGAUGAUAUGAGUCAUAUUCUUUAUGGAAAUGCGCUUGUCACUAGACUGUUUCUACCAAGGUGUUUUCAUUAUAAACAUUUUUUUUUUUUUGCGCCAAGAAAGCCGAUUAACUUUGGAAGUGAGGUGUGAAGUUCACCACUAAAAGCCUAUUAAAAGAUACGCUAUUCUUUCA